This is a messenger RNA of Gongylonema pulchrum, 471 nucleotides long. Lineage: Eukaryota; Metazoa; Nematoda; Chromadorea; Rhabditida; Gongylonematidae. The record is from the annotation of a GenBank genome assembly.
AUGGUUGCCUUCAGUUGGCUGAGUGUGCAUCUUCUGCAUGUCGUCCAUCAGUAUGACCCGGUAUAUCAGUCACUUGUAUUGGCGGACGGUAGCAGAUAUAAAGAAACGAGGAAUAAUGAUCCUGAACAGGACGAGAGGACCCAAAUUUACACAGAGCUGCUCGGACUGGCCAAAACAUUCUAUCCUUUGCAGCUGGACAACCGCCAGCUAGCCCUACUCUCCGCCUUCUUCAUCUACAAUCCAGAAAACAUGAAAGGAUCUCGAGCAGAAGUGGAAAAAACGCAAGAAAACAUAUGGAUGUGCUUGAAAAGCAUCACUGAAUCGGAUGACGACGACGAGUCGCCCGAUUUGCGCAGCUGGGCUGGUCUGCUAAGCAGAGUCCAGCAAUUCCAGAUUACAGUUUCUGAAAUGCGGCAUUUUUUCUUAAACAAGGAGAACAUUGACGCCAUGCGACCCCUGUUCCUGGCUUAA